Doryrhamphus excisus (bluestripe pipefish) is the source of this 1748-nucleotide messenger RNA. RefSeq names its product ectonucleotide pyrophosphatase/phosphodiesterase 6 (gene enpp6). Gene Ontology annotation, molecular function: glycerophosphodiester phosphodiesterase activity. Gene Ontology annotation, cellular component: plasma membrane. Gene Ontology annotation, biological process: lipid metabolic process; choline metabolic process. Lineage: Eukaryota; Metazoa; Chordata; Actinopteri; Syngnathiformes; Syngnathidae. The record is from RefSeq and is a predicted model, not a curated record.
AUGGCGUCCUCCACUUUAGUCUUGGUGUCCCUGCUAAUGCUGGCAGCGGGGCGGCAGAGUGUGGCCCCCCAUCCCUUACUCGUCUUUCUCAUUGACGGCUUCCGUUAUGACUACAUGGACCACCUGGACUCACUACCUGGAUUUAAAGAGCUGGUUUCCAGGGGCGUGAAAGUGGACUACAUGACGCCGGAUUUCCCCAGUUUAUCCUACCCCAACUACUACUCAUUAAUGACAGGCCGCCACUGUGAAGUUCAUCAGAUGAUCGGAAACUACAUGUGGGAAGAAUCUUCUGGGAAAGAGUUUCUGAUUGGAACCAAUCCUGACAGCAGAUUGCCUCUUUGGUGGAACGGAUCAGAACCAUUAUGGGUCACUUUACAGAAACUUGGAAAAAAAGUUUUCAUGUACUACUGGCCAGGCUGUGAGGCUGAGAUUCUGGGGGUUCGGCCAACCUUCUGUGAAGAGUAUGUCUACAAUCCAUCAAUUCAGAACUUCACCGAUUCCAUUGAAGAGUCUCUCAACUUACUCCGGUCAGGCGAUGCAGACAUGGCAGCGAUAUAUUACGAGAAUAUCGACGUGGAGGGACACCACUUUGGCCCAGACUCCCCUCAGAUCCAAAUAGCGGUACAACAACUGGACUCGGCCAUGCAGGCGCUCAACAACAAAAUCAAAGAGAAGAAUAUGCUGACUCAGAUCAACAUUGUGCUGUUUUCAGACCACGGUAUGACAAAAAUCGAUUGGAUGCAGAAAGUCAUUGAGCUGGACAAGUAUAUCAACAUGUCGGAUGUUGUCAAGAUGAUGGAUAAAGGAACAGUUGUCAGUCUGUGGGUCAAAGGAGAGAAGAUUCAACAGGUCCAUUCUGCUUUGUCCAAAAUCCCUAACAUGCGAGCCUAUGCCAGAGAGGAGAUCCCGGAACGCUUCCAUUACAAAGGAGGAAAGUUCGUUUCCCCGCUGACGCUGGUGGCAGAGCCAGGCUGGUUCAUCGUCCAGAAUCGGUCUCAACUCCCAUACUGGAAAAAUGACUCCAGUGUGCAACCCUUGGCAUGGCAAAAUGGCUGGCAUGGUUACGACAAUGAAUUCCUCGACAUGGGUGGCUUUUUCCUAGCUGCAGGACCUGACUUCAAGCAGAAUCUUCAGGCUGCACCUAUUCGAGCCGUGGACAUCUAUAACGUAUUGUGUCGGACACUGGGAGUAGAACCUCUACCAAAUAAUGGGUCCUGGUCUCGGGUGAGGGAUCUCCUGAACAGUUCUGGUGGUCUGCACGUGUGUGUAACCCAGUGGACCUGCUGGAUGGCUUUGUUAGGAAGCCUUUUGGCACUGUGGCAAUGAAAGAUCAUCAAAUCAUUCAAAUCAGGAACACAAAACCAUGAAUCUUGAGUGUUUUUUGGGUUUACUUUUUAUUAUACUGUGAUUUCCAACGGUGCUUUAUAUAAGAAUAUUUUAUAUGAGAUAUAAGAAAAGCUGGAUGUUUUGUUUUUAAUCGACAGACCUCAGAUUUCAAAGAGAAAAAAACAACACACAGAGCCAUAAGGUUGGUAAAUAUAGAUGUGUUUGAUUAGAUUAUUUUUUAUUCAAAGUGAAAUGUGUCUUCUUUGAAACUUUGUAAGAACUUAAGAGGACAUUUUGGCUGAGUUGUACUUACAUACAGUAUCAAUGCAACAAGUGUAAUCACGAUAUUGAAUUCAGCUCUGUAUGUCUUUGUUUGGAGUUGUAAUAUACUGUACAUUUCCAUAAAUAAAUUGGCUUUAAUU